AUGUCUUUCUUUGCUAGAUGGAUCAGGGCAAAGUCCAACCAGCGCUAUAAGCUUCUUACUCGUCUGACCGCCCCCAGCGGGUCUGUCCACGCACUCGCAAUUUCUAAUGACGGGCAAUUGCUCGCGUGCGGUGGUACUGAGGGUGUUAAACUUUGGGAUAUCAAUUCUCAGAAAGAACUCGCCUGUUCAUCUCAUCAUCACGAAUCACAAGGAACCGUAAGCUGUGCGGCCUGGACCUUGACUAGACCAACCGCCGCCGAGACUCUUUGUUACGGAGCUGGGCUGGGCUACGUGUCGAACCUUCCGUUGACAGCUGGACAGAAAAGAUUCCAGGAAAUUUGCACGAGGAGGCUCGGAUCAGGUUUCGAGAUCACAUGUUUAUCAUGGGAUUCGACUUCCUCCGAGGCCAAUACGCGGAUCACAGUCGGAACGAGAGACAAGAUAGUCCAAGUUCUCCUGCUCAACGCCAACUCGCAGCUCCAGUCUGUCUUUGCAGUACGACUUGACAAUACGGUACCGAAGUCCGUAGCGUUUGCAGAAAACCGCGACAUCUACGUUUUUGGCCUCUACGACGGAAAUUUUAUUACAUUGGAGGGCACAGAUGGUACUGUUGUGAGGGAGUUUAGCUGUCAGUCAGUCAUUGGGCACGCUGCAGUCAGCCUCAAGAGGGGCUUAUUCGUCGUAGAUAACGCGACGGACGGGUUUACAAUGUAUCAUCUUGAAAACGAGGGGGAGGAGCCCGUUCGAACAUUCACGACUGCUGUUCCGAGCAUGUCAGUCCCCAAGCAAGUGGCCUUCGGGGAAGAAGGAAAGGUGAUUGCGGGUGGAAGCGACAAUGGCCUGGUGUACAUAUUCGACAGGAAGGCAGGAGAGCUACUUGAGGCUCUCCAUCAUGCAGAUGGUGGCUUGGUACAGACAAUAGCAGUAAGUGGCAAUAGAUAA
Suillus fuscotomentosus is the source of this 942-nucleotide messenger RNA. RefSeq names its product WD40-repeat-containing domain protein. Gene Ontology annotation, molecular function: protein binding. The transcript is spliced from 5 exons. The coding region runs from base 1 to 942 and encodes 313 amino acids. Lineage: Eukaryota; Fungi; Basidiomycota; Agaricomycetes; Boletales; Suillaceae. The record is from RefSeq and is a predicted model, not a curated record.